Molecule: messenger RNA, 684 nt
Organism: Aspergillus melleus
Lineage: Eukaryota; Fungi; Ascomycota; Eurotiomycetes; Eurotiales; Aspergillaceae
Product: DUF2470 domain-containing protein
Exons: 1
Coding region: 1-684 (227 amino acids)
Source: RefSeq, a predicted model, not a curated record
AUGGCACCCUCCAAUGCUGCGGAUCAGUCCGCCAACACUACCAAGAACUUCAUCAUCAAACACAUGAACGCCGACCACCAAAAGUCCCUGGCUAUGUACCUCCAAGUCUACUGCCACGUCUCGACGUCCGAGGCCAAAUCCGCUCGACUCGAAGAUAUCAGUCUGUCCGAUCUACUCCUCAGCGCCCGAGGCACGCGCUACACCGUGCCGCUCGAUCCGCCCAUGGCCUCGUUCUCCGAGACCCGUGGCAGAGUCGUGGCCAUGCACAAGGAGUGUCUCCAGAAGCUGGGACUCUCGGACAUUACGAUCAACGAGUAUCGCGCACCGCGGGGCAUGGGCGCGGUGGGAUUUGCCGUGUGCCUCGCUGCGAUGGUGGGAUUCUGUCAGCGCGACAACUUCCUGCCUGGGUCGCUGGUCUACGAGACGAUCGGGCUGGGCAGUUUCCCCGCGAUGGCCCGGUUCUGCUACAAGGUGCAGCCCCCGGUGUUCAUCUUCCUCAUCGGGGCGCAUGUCAUCGAGGCAACUUUGCUGGCCGUUAAGCGGUUGAAGCCACACGGCGUGCCUUUCCUGUCAGUGACAUGGAUCGCCUGGGUGCUAUCCACCGUGGUGGAGGGAUUUGGGGCAUGGAUACGGUUUGACGCGAUGGUGCGGGAGAAGCAAGGGGGGAAGGAACACAGUCAGUAG